Messenger RNA from Gigantopelta aegis, 2709 nucleotides. RefSeq lists its product as uncharacterized. Bases 925 to 1524 code for a protein of 199 amino acids. Lineage: Eukaryota; Metazoa; Mollusca; Gastropoda; Neomphalida; Peltospiridae. The transcript has 4 exons. The record is from RefSeq and is a predicted model, not a curated record. Gene Ontology annotation, cellular component: plasma membrane.
CAAAGCGGAAGACAUAUAUAUGACGACUAGAACCGACAAGCGCUUUAAUGAGCGACACACCUGUACAUAUAGACGUCGAUAGAAGUAUUCUCGAGCCGACAGGUGCCCGAAAACCGCAACAUAUGCAGACAGCAGACGAUGGCCCUACAGUAUAAAAACACCAACGACCCGAGAAAACUGGACCUGUGUUAGGAUAAACUUCUCUUCCCCAGACCAUCAUGACCUGACUGACCUAGGUCUUCAUUGCAUCAUCCUCAUCUGAAGGAAAUUACCGAGGCUGAGUUCAGUCAAACAGAGCAGGAACACGUUCUUGCACAUGACACAAAAGCGAAUUAUCACGCGUGGAACCAGCGAGAUCGCUAGUUAACAUUAGCGUCGUUGACUGUCAAUAUCUGACGUUGCCCUGGAUACUGACCUAGAUACUGACGUCAGAUGUACGACCGAUAUCAGGCCAAAGGAAGUCGUCUGAUUUAAAGCAAUGGCGGGAAAAUGCUUAAUAAUAAAGAAGACAACAGAUCAUCUAGUCGUGUUUUGUCGAUAAUCUAGUCGAAUUUUCUAUGUGUGUGGUCUUCUUCAACUUCCGAGUGUCGAGAAAAUAUGCUAGUUGAAGCUAGCGGUACAUCGUGUUAUAGUACCAGUAACAGUAUUCAACUAUUAGCGUACCGCUAAAACUGACCGAGAUUUCCCGCCAAAAGAGGUUUUAAAAAGAAAGAAAGAUAAAAAAAGAAAAGAAAACAAAGAGUCUUAACGACGUCAGAAUUCGCAUUGCACUCUUCUGGUCUCGAAAAGCAAUGAUUAUGUCAUGCUGGUAAAUUCAACAAAGACGAGACCGUGACUAACGUUAAGAGCUCAUAUCGCAAGGGGAAAAGGAAUACUCCGCCAUCUUACAGGAAACACGACUGCGCAGGCGCACAGCGUGAUCCAAUGCCUUCUACAGUGUCUUUCAGAGCUGCCAUUGGAACUGCCUUCCUUAUGUUCGGGACAGCUAUACACGUGGCAGCCAUUGCAUGUCCCUAUUGGUUCCACUUGACGUAUCGAGACAUAGCUUUGCACGAGGGAUUGUGGGAAAUAUGUUUGUCAAACAAGACGUCUGGUUCAGGACAAUGUCAUCAGAUCCCGUCAAGCUAUCCCGUGUGGUUCCAUGGUGUUCAGACGCUGGAGUUGCUAGGCGGUCUCUGUGAGCUGGUUACCAUGGUGGUAGUCGUGUGUUAUCUCUGCAAGGGAGCAACCUACUACAACUGGCUCUGUCAGUUCUUUGGCGUCUUCGCAGGUCUUUUAAACGUAGCUGGUGGGAUUAUUUACACGCAAAGAACCAACUACCCGGAAUGGAAUCUCGUGCAAACUUUGGAUGCAGCGCGUCCAAUCCUCGUCCAGAUUACAGAAUAUCAAAGCGAGUUGUCUUGGGCGUUCGGAUUGGCCAUGGGGUCGUCCGGACUGGACUGCGUUGCGGCCAUUUUCUUUGUUUGGGAGAGUGUUAGACGCGUGACGCCGCCAACGAUUUUACCGUACCAGUUACUUACGUAGCGCGUGCUUUGACCCAGUAGAAACUGAGGUAAAAUCCAUAAUAAGCAAGUUAUGCUACAUCCCCUCCCCCCCCCCCCCCCCCCAUAAAAAACAAAACAAAAAAAACAACAACAACAAACAAGUGACUAGAAACAAAGUGUUUUCAGGCACAGUUAAACCUAGCCCGAGUAGGCCAACUCUGACGGCAAGAGAGCAGGGUGGACAUUAGGACAGUUGUGAUGAUCUCGUUAUAACCGUCCAAAUGUCCGUCUUGCUCUCUAAAGGUCAAGUCAUACAUUGAUUGCCGACCUCUUGCGGAAUUGAAUUUUAAAAAAAAAUUUUUUAGGUAAACUGAAAAGCAUUGAACGAAUGCGCACUAAAAUGUAAUAUAAACAGUGUUAAAAUCAUCCUGAAUUGACUGGAAAAUGAUGAUUAGGUUUCAACAGAAGCAGGACUGGACGAGUCCACUAUUCGCCAACAAUCAAUCUUGAGUCGGCGGUGAAGUAUAAAUCUAGCUUUAUGGUUAGAGUACUUGGGCUAGCGUUUGACCAUUUUGAAAGCCUGGUGACGCCCGUGGUUUCAGUCCCUAGAAACAAACUCGUUGAUCACCAACCUAGAAAUAAAUGGUCACAAUGUUCCAGAAAUUAUAUAAAUCGAGGAUGCAAAAGCGCCCGAAUUUCUAGGUGGAUUCACUACCAAUAUUUUUUAUUCAGAAUUAUGGGGGGUGGGGGGCGCUAGAGCUUGAUAAACCAUGUCCCCAUUGUAACCAUUACCAUAGCAGGUUCGUAGGACGAAAAUGUAGGGUUUUUUUUGGUCCUACUCUUUAGGCCUAUAAAUAAAGGCAACACAAAUAUGGCUUGCGCCCCCCUUCCCCCACACAUUGAAGGUUGUCCCUUACCCCUCCCCGACUACUAGUCAUAGUGCAGAGUUGGGAAUAUGAAAUUUUAGUCAAAAUAUUUGUGAAUUUUGUAAAGAAAAUCAGACACAAAAUCUACCAAACUCGUUCAUGAAUGAAACAUGUUUCACUUCCGUCAUGAAAUAUUCUCCAUAGAACCUAAACUAUUAUUUUUGGAAUUGUAUUGUAUAGUGCGUUUAUAAAUGAAUGAAUGAAUAAAUGUUUAACAAGUCCAUGUGUGCACAUACGCGCUUUUUUUUUUUUACAACUGUCAAAAGGUUACAUGAAAAUUAAUAAAAGAUUAAAUUUUC